Molecule: messenger RNA, 2285 nt
Organism: Chiloscyllium plagiosum (whitespotted bambooshark)
Lineage: Eukaryota; Metazoa; Chordata; Chondrichthyes; Orectolobiformes; Hemiscylliidae
Source: RefSeq, a predicted model, not a curated record
CAGAGUCAAUAUAUUCCUGAGACAGAAAUGGAAUGAUCCUCGACUUAAACUGCCAACAGAUUUUAAAGGUUCGGAUACACUGACCGUGGAUCCCAAAAUGUUCAAAUGUUUGUGGAAACCAGAUUUGUUUUUUGCAAAUGAAAAGAAUGCAAAUUUUCAUGAUGUAACGCAAGAUAACAUCCUUCUCUUUAUAUUCCGCAAUGGUGAUGUACUGCUGAGCAUGAGGUUGUCAAUAACUCUUUCAUGCCCACUUGAUUUGACGCUAUUUCCCAUGGAUACGCAACACUGCAAGAUUCAACUGGAAAGCUUUGGCUACACCACAGAUGAUCUUCGAUUCAUCUGGCAAUCUAAAGACCCUGUUCAGAUGGAGCAAAUUGCAUUGCCACAGUUUGAUAUUAAACAGGAAGAUAUUGAGUAUGGAAACUGCACAAAGUAUUAUAAGGGCACUGGAUAUUACACCUGUGUGGAAGUGAUAUUUACAUUAAGAAGACAAGUUGGAUAUUACAUGAUGGGAGUUUAUGCUCCAACUCUUCUGAUAGUUGUCCUAUCAUGGCUGUCAUUUUGGAUAAACCCUGAUGCAAGUGCUGCAAGAGUACCUUUAGGCAUCUUUUCAGUCCUCAACUUGUCUUCGGAGUGUAUGUCUCUUGCUGCAGAGCUGCCCAAGGUCUCCUAUGUGAAAGCUUUGGACAUCUGGUUGAUUGCUUGCCUCUUGUUUGGGUUUGCAUCCCUUGUAGAAUAUGCUGUUGUUCAGGUUUUCUUGAACAGUCCAAAAAAAGUUGAAGCUGAAAGAGCUCGAAUGCAAAAAAAACUGAAAGCCAAGGAGCAGGCAGAAGGAAAAGGAUGUGGAAACUGGGUCAAACCAUCUUCUAAGAAUACUGUAAAUGGAACAGGUACUCCCGUUCAUAUUAGCACAUUACAGGUUGCAGAGACAAGGUGCAAAAAGGUUUGUACCUCUAAAUCUGAUUUGAGAUCGAAUGACUUCAGCAUUGUUGGAAGCUUGCCACGUGACUUUGAAUUGUCUAACUAUGAUUGUUAUGGAAAACCUAUAGAAGUUAACAACAGUCUUGGGAAGCUUCAGUUAAAAAAUAAUAAGAAGCCUCCACCUCCAAAACCUGUCAUUCCAACAGAAGCAAAGCGGAUUGACCUCUAUGCAAGAGCUGUGUUUCCAUUCUGUUUUCUCUUCUUUAAUGUGAUAUAUUGGUCUGCCUAUCUAUGAUCAUUCCACCGCAAGCUUUCACUGGGAUAAUUCAGAUAUCAUUUAACCUUCUCCGUAUAUCUCUUAAACAUAAACUUUCAUUGUAAAUGCUCUGUGAUUGAAAAUUGAUUCAUAACCAGAUGCAUUUAUGUCAAAUUUGAAUGAAAGCAUGCAAUUUCAAUAUGUACACUAUAAUCAAACUGUGUUGUAUAUAGUUGUACAGCACCUAGGCUACUUUGAAGAUCAUGAAGGUUAAGCUACAUUACAAUCUUUCUACUGCUCUAAGUAUAACAUUUAUGAGAACAUGAUGGGUCUUUCAAACUGUGCUACAAUCGUUCUGAUGUCUUGUACUUAUGCACGUUUAAUGUUCCUGAGAUACAAAUUAGGUAUAACUGUGUUCAAUUAUUUAAAAAUCUAUAUAUUCCAAAUAGUAAACACUUUUAAUAGUUUUGUUUUAACUUAUAAUUAUCACAAAAACAAAGUAUCUCAGUAUUUUCUUUAAAAAUGUGAACUGUAGUUCAUAACAUCUUCAUUUUUAAAUUAUAGAUAAUAGUAUAAACCAUUGUAGUUGCGUCAAAUUUUGAUAUGUUUAAGUUGCCAAAAUAAUUUAUUCAAGUAUAUGUAUUAUUGAGAUGUUCUAGUGUUAAAAUAAAUAUAUCAGUUGUAUAUCUGUAUUCAUUUCGGCUUUAAUAGUGGAUCAUAUAAAUCGGCAUAUGUCAGUUGGGUGGAUCUUCACUGAUACCUAUUCUGAAAACAAGUACAAAACUAUGUGAAUGAUAUAGCUAACAUGAAGAUGUAAAUGAAGUGAAUGAACCUAAUCUCAAAUUCUAGUUUUAAUGUUCUUAGUUCCUAUAUGAUGCCAGAAUCUACUUGUUAUGUAUAUUUUAUGUACAUCUGAAAACAAAAGUAGUGUUACUUUAAUUGACUGAGGAAAUAUGUGUAGUGUGCAGUUCCAGUCACAGGUAUGCUUGGGAGUGCACAACAUUACCGGUGAUCCAUGGGACAUAAUAAUGCAAGAACCAAUGCUUAAGUAUAAUCAAUGUAAUAAAUACUUUCUGUUCAUUAAACCAAUUAAAUUCCAUAUUUCACA